Molecule: messenger RNA, 2319 nt
Organism: Mytilus californianus (California mussel)
Lineage: Eukaryota; Metazoa; Mollusca; Bivalvia; Mytilida; Mytilidae
Exons: 2
Coding region: 128-1816 (562 amino acids)
Molecular function (GO): zinc ion binding
Source: RefSeq, a predicted model, not a curated record
GCCGCCGUCAUUACAAAUCAAAAUUUACCUGUUGUUUACCUUCCUGGUGGGUUUAUUGAAGAAAGGAAAUAUCUACACUCAUUUCGCUCUUUUGACGCAGUAGCUCAGCAGAUAUUAAGCGUUUUAAAUGGCGUUGUCAACGCCAGUUUGCGGUGUAUGUGAUCUCCGCAAUAUCUCAAAACCACCUAUAACCUGGUGUAAUGAAUGUGACGAAGGACUUUGCGUCGAUUGUCAAGACCAUCACAGUCUGUCAAAAGGAACACGACAUCAUAAUACUACACCAAUUACCGAAUACCUGAAGUUACCAAGUGAUAUUCUUCAAAUCACUGAAAACUGUGACAAACAUAACGAAAGGUAUGUGAUUUACUGUAAAAAGCAUGAAUGUCCUUGCUGCAGUAGUUGUAUCGUAGAAAAUCAUAGCGAAUGUCGAGAUUUGGCCAAAUUGGCUGAUAUAGUCCAAAAUAUUAAAACGUCGAACGCCUUCUAUGAGAUCGAACAUUCGUUGACCGAACUCGCAGAAAACAUCAAAACAAUUCGACAAAACCGACAAAACAAUCUGAAGACGUUGUCUGAGAAGAAAAUGAAGAUUCUACAAGAAAUCAAAGAAACCAGGAAUAGAAUCAACAACCAUUUAGACAAAAUACAAGAUGACACAAUAAAUACAUUGAAUUUAACUGAGGAAAAAGAAAGCAGGCAAAUUGAAGUGUUACUGACUCAAUUAAAGGGGAAAGAAAAUGAAGUGUCUAAAUGCCAGAGAAACAUGGAGAAAAUCAGGCAACAUGCCACAGAUCUUCAGACAUUUGUUUCUAUGAAGCAGCUGGAAAAAAAUAUCUUAACUGAAGAACAACUCCUGCGGUCCAUGGUCAAAACACGAACAAGUAAAGAAAGUCGGUUGUCCUAUCAGGUCAAUACUGCCAUACAAAAGUUUAUCACCGAAAUCCAGAGUUUUGGGGAAGUUAAAAUGCAGACAAAACCUUGUGCUGUCGAACUGACAUGGAAAAAAGAAAAACAAGCCCAAAUCAUAGUACCGCGAAUCUUAUCUAGGUCAAUUGAAAAUAUCACUCUGAGGCUGCAUAAAACUAUAAAUUCUAUAGGAAAUAAUAUAAUGGGCUGUUGCACGUUACCAGAUGGUAGAAUUGCGUUUACGGAUUAUAGUUACAGCACUGUAAGAAUAUUCAACAGUGAUGGAUCAAAAGAUUUUGAAGUGAAAACACCGAACUGGGCAUUCGACAUAGCGUACUCAGGAGGAGACAAUACUUUGGCUGUUACAUCAGGACCUUCACGAAAGUUCCUUGAGAUAAUCGACUUACAAAACAAGAAAAUAAAGGAAAGCAUAUCUAUUGAUUAUGAUUAUUAUGGCAUAGCGUUGAGAGAUAACAAAUUUAUUUGUUCUGCAGCGGGAAAAGGAAUACAGCUAACCAAUCUGCACAACAAUUCAACAAUUGAUUUAGUACAAACAAAACUACCUCCCUUUUGUUACGUUGCAUCAUUUGGGGAUAAAAUUUAUCACACAGACUACAAAUCUAGUUCCGUGACAUGCAGUGAUCUGAAAGGUACAGCACUGUGGUCAUUUAAAAAUGAAAGCGCAUUGAAGAACCCACUUGGUCUCUCUACAGAUAACUACGGUAAUGUGUACGUAGUAGGGGAGUCGUCUAAAAAUGUAGUAGUUAUAUCUGCUGAUGGACAACAACACAAGGAAAUACUUACAGCCAGUCAUGGUUUUUCAGAUACAACGACUCUUAGUUUUAAUAGAAGUUCAAAUCAGUUACUAGUUGCAAAUAGAUAUGACAAAGCAAUUCUUUUUUCUCUGAAUUGAUUAUUAAUCCUUACUGACAAUACAUGUACACAGUGCGCGUGUAGACUUUUGUAUCCAUCAUUGCGAAGUUUCAUAUAGAAAAGAUAUGUUUCACCCAAAAAAAUUUAUAAAAAGAAUCGAUUGUACUUUUUGUUGUACUUAAAAUACAAGGUGAAAACCUUGCUAACUAAUUUCAUAAUUCAACACAUUGAAAGAAUUUUGUUUUUCCAAAAAUAACACAUACAAUGUAAUAUACUUUUAGAAGAGUGUGAAUAACACUUUAACUAUGUCACCUUCUAUUGUGAAAAAUAAACUGUCAAUAUAUAUUAAUGAUUUGGUAGUCUUUUAUCAUUUGAGUUAAGUAUAUAACACUGGCAAUACAGCUUCAAUUGUGUUUAUAUAUAUAUCAUGUUUGUAAUUAAUUGAUAGAAUUUUGACAGCGGAAAUGCACAUAUCGCUACUUGAUUAAUAUCGUCAUUUUAUUUUAUCAUAUAUAGAUUUAUUUCAAUAAAGAUUAGGAUGUU